Messenger RNA from Coregonus sp. 'balchen', 4229 nucleotides. The record is from the annotation of a GenBank genome assembly. NCBI's taxonomy places the organism in Eukaryota, Metazoa, Chordata, Actinopteri, Salmoniformes, Salmonidae.
AUGAGUGAAAUCAAACCUACCGAUCCAGCAACAACUAACGCUGGAGAGGAAAAGGACUGGGCAGCAGCAAAAUCCGUUUUUUGACAGUUUAAAAACAAAGAAACCUAGACCCGUAAGUGAUACAUACGCAGUUGUUGUUUGCCUUUGCAGAUAAAAGUGUCUACACGGGUCUAUAGUGUCCUAUUUGCUAAUCUCUAGUAUCGUAAUUUUUUCUUGACUAUACUUGUUUUCCAAAUAGCCAAAACCCCAAUAUGCCAUUACUAUCGCCGUCUCUUCUCGCACCCUGUUCAACAUGGUUGCGGAGCGGAAGAUCUCCGAGGAAGAGGGAGUCGAGAAGUAUGUGACCUAUCAACAGGAGCACGAGAAUGAGCCGCUCAUGCCAGGUGUGGCGUUUCCUCUCGUGAAGGUAGAUUAGAGGGAUUGAAUUAACGUUAACUAAGGAAAUGGCCUAUCUGCAUGUCUGUGCGUGGGAGAGUCAGAGGGUUGCCUUACAAUUGCAUAAGGAUUCCUUAGUGGAGGUGAAGGGGAAACCUCACUCACUGAAUUGCCAAUGCCUUUAAGCCUAGAUGCAAUUUGUGUAAUCCAUCCAGAAUAGUGUUUUGCUCAGAAUUACACAAUAGCCAAUGUUAUUUUCAACUGUUAUGCACCAUCUAUACAUGAAUGCAUGAAUGACACUGUGGCUGAAUGACACUGUUACUCUGGUUCUUCCCAUAUACAAGCUCCUCUAUAAUGGUAUGCAAGCACAGGAUUAGGCCAUGUUGUAAUCUAAAGCAGAAUGACAAAUGUUUAAAUCAAGGGAAGACCCCUUAAAAUAAUCUGUGUGGGUGUGUUCCUGCAUUUGUGAGUGCGUGUGUGUGCACAUAUUCAUAUGUUGCAACUUGGAACAGAAUAUUCGGAAGCAACACCCUAGAAGUAGUUGGUGUAGUCAGCCAGGUUCUGUCAUUGUUUCUUAAUCCCUGUGUCAAUUAUGUCCUAAAAACACACACUCUCUCACACACACUGCAGGCUCUGAUGACAGUGAACUCCAGACUGAGGCAGCUCUACCCCGACAGUGAGGAGCUGUUUGAUAUCGUCCUGAUGACUAAUAACCACGCCCAGGUCGGGGUGCGCCUCAUCAACAGCAUCAACCACUACGGUCCGUAAAACACGCCUACAACACGCCUACAACACGCAUAAUGCUCUGUAACGCAUACUGCUAUGUUACAGCCACGCCUACAAUAUUAUAAUAUAAUUAUUUUGCAAUGUAUGUUCAUUCAUGUUUCAUUAAAUGAUUGGACAUCCAAUUUUAAGCUGUUCUUUUGACCAAUUAUGUUGUUUUUAAUGUUUAUAUGCCUGUUGUUCAUGAUAUGUAGUGGAAAUCUGUGGCUACCAGCCUGAUGACUAUACCAUCACAUUUCUAUGAGUUUCUGAUAAAAACAAUGGUUCCCUCUACCUAACAGAUUUAACCAUUGAGCGAUUCUGUAUGACGGGAGGGCAAAGCCCCAUUGGCUAUCUAAAGGCCUACAUGACCAACUUGUACCUCUCCAAGGAUGGAGACAAAGUCACAGAGGCCAUUGAGGAGGGUAGGUGGUGAUGCUACUGGUUUAGGAUGGACUGGUUUAGGUUAGCAUGGAUGCUAAGUCCAAAACCGUAGAUUACAUUGUGGUAACACUUUAUAGUAUAGCCUACAGAUAUAAUGCAUGGAUGAUGCUGUCAUAAUGGGUUGUGACUAGAUGGUGUACAGCCAAGGACGAGUUUACAAUUUAACUACCAUGAGAGUUGAGAGAGGAUGAGGAUUUCACUGUUGGUUUUACACACAACAUAAUUGUACAGUUUCAGUUAAUAAAACUGACGAUUGUUUAUUUUUUAUGAAAGUAUUGAUGAUGAGUGUACUGUUGCUUGUAUGCGUGUGCUUCCUGUAACUGUCACCUCCUGAUGUCAUCCCCGUCACACUAGGUAGCUAGCUACAAUAGUUCCCGCAGUAGUUGCAGGAUGAAGGACAAUGUGUCCCGGUGUUGUUGCCGUUCAUGUUCACCCCAUUGGGUAGACUGUAUCACGGUAACAUCUAGACGCUUACCAAUAUGAGUUAUUUUAGUAGGAGACUAAAAUCCUAUUAAAAAAUAUUAAUAAAUUGGUCACGUUAUACUAGCUACCGCCGGCGACACCGUGAAAAUACAGCUGCCGAGUAGGAAGCACCUCACGUCGGCAAGCACAACACCGGCGUGCCUUGUCGUCGUGAUUAGCUAAUUGGCAUGUCAAGGUGACAUCCAUAUGAACACUAGCUGUCAUCACAGAUGAAUGGAGAAACCAGUUAGUUAAAAGUAUAUUUACUGUCCUCGCCUAGGGACUCAUAGCUAGCUAACUAACCUAACUCUCUAGCGAGAGAAUGGCGAUUUUUGCGUCACUUCCGUCCGUAGCUCUAUACCAUCUAGCCAUAACUGUUGUAAUGCGUUGUAAGACUUGUUAUGAGCAUGUAUAAGCCCCUUGUAAUGUCUUAUAAACAGGCAUUGCUGCAGCGACCAUGUUUACAUCUGGAGAUGUGGAGAACCAGCUGUCUGACACACAGCUGAAAGUAGCUUUUGACGGGGACGCUGUCCUCUUCUCUGACGAGUCGGAGAUCAUCGUAAAACAACACGGCCUGGACACGUUCUUUGAGCACGAGAAGGAAUUUGAGAACAAACCUCUUGCACAGGUGAUCAUGAGAGGACUCUGAAGCAGAGUAUAUGCCUCCAUUUUAUAUUCGCUUUUGGCAUGGUCGUUUGUGUCAGAUUUCCUUUACUCCCUAUAGAGGGGUUAUAGAUGUUCAACUAACUAGGAACAACCGUUUUAACUAACUAUCCCAAAUCCUAGACCUAACCCUUUCCUUAUACCUACCAAGAUGUUGCAUAACUAAAGACCAUCUAUAAUAGGGGACUAUCCCAAUAAAGUGGAACCCAUUGAUGUAUUAUUUGCUUUGAUUUUGGACAAAAGUAAAAAUAAUACUAUGCCAACCCUAUGUCUCAUUCAUUCACUCAGGGUCCCUUGAAGUGUUUCCUGGAGGCGCUGGGGAAGCUCCAGAGAAAGUUCUACGCAAAGAACGAGCGUAUGACCUGCCCCAUUCGUACCUACCUGGUAACAGCCCGCAGCGCAGCCAGCUCAGGGGCCCGUGUCCUCAAGACCCUCAGGAGCUGGGGCCUGGAGAUUGACGAGGCCCUGUUCCUAGCCGGGGCCCCCAAAGGGCCCCUCCUGCAGAAGAUCCGGCCCCAUAUAUUCUUUGACGACCAGAUGUUCCACAUCGAGGGAGCCAAGGAGAUGGGGACCAUCGCUGCACACGUGCCUUAUGGGGUCGGUCAGAAGUAUCACAAGGGGAAACUUAUUGAGCAGCCCGCUAGAGAUGCCAAAGACAAGAAGUAGUGAGCCUCCUAGCGGUGGGAAGGUAGCAUAAGUUAUGCAAAUGCUUAGUUGCACACAACCCUGUCAUCAGCUGUAGUAACUUCAUUGUUUAUCACCUUUUUUAGAGCAGGAUUUUGUAUUAUUUCUCUCUAUUUACACUUUAUUACAAAUGCCUUUAUCAGAAUAUAUUGUAUUAACAGGAGAGAAAAACAUAUUGUUUAGGACUGUAGAUGGAAUACUCACAUCAGGGACCAAUGUCACCUAAUGUUCUCUGUCAUAAGGAGAGAAGGGAUCACUUUCCUACAAUCCUCAUCAUCAUCACAUUAUUGUCUUUAAUAGUAUUUGGUAAAAUAUGUAGUUUUUUAUGAAAAUGUAUGUCAUAAAGUGUUUUCAAAUUUUACACAGGAAAGUAUAUUUAGGAAAGUGUAUUUUAUAUCUUUAGAGAAGCACAUUUUGUCUCAUGGCCAGAUAAACAUGUAUGUUAUAUUCUCAACACUCCCGUAUCUAGACUUCUCGCUUCUGCCCACGCAUGUCAUGGUUUUGUGUAUUGCGGUUUAACAUAGCUUUUAGGUACUUUGCAUAGAGGAUUGGUAAAGAUUUGUGCACUCUAGUAAACGUAUGAAAAGGAACACUUACAAGGUAGAAUGCUUAUUGAUAUGAAGUGCUGCAAAUAAAUCUGCAUUUUGGUUUUAAUGCACACCAUACAAAACAGACUUUAACACACUAUUAUUUACACUUAAAGAUGCAGUCUGGGAUCUUAAGCACUUACAAUUACAAAUUCGUAACAUAUUGUACGAAAUGGAAUUCGUAACAUAUCAUACGAAUUGCAAAUGUUAAAUUUUUUAUUUUUUGCAGGACAUAACAUAUCAUACAAAAUG